Molecule: messenger RNA, 1857 nt
Organism: Trichoderma reesei QM6a
Lineage: Eukaryota; Fungi; Ascomycota; Sordariomycetes; Hypocreales; Hypocreaceae
Exons: 3
Coding region: 1-1857 (618 amino acids)
Biological process (GO): transmembrane transport
Molecular function (GO): transmembrane transporter activity
Source: RefSeq, a predicted model, not a curated record
AUGGAUCCCAGCAGCAUUAGGAUCGUGGGCAACAUCACUCGUCCACCAUCUGUCCACUCUCUCAGAUCCGCUCUCAAGACGCUCGACAUACCUUCCAUGCCUCCCACUGUGCCCUUGCCGCCCAUCCCGACGUCUCCUUCGUCGAUUAAAUCACCCUCAUCGAUCAAAUCGCGGUCGGCAACCAUUACGGGGGUGGCAUCUCCCAGACUGGUCACAGGGUCGAUCAAGAACAAGGCCUCCUUUACAUCACUAGCCUUUCGUCCGCAUAAGCCCAUCAAGUAUGGGACUGGAAGAUUCUCUCAUGUCGAAUUGGUGCCUCAGCCGAGCGACGAUCUACAAGAUCCGCUGAACUGGCCUCAAUGGAGGAAAGAAUUGAACCUAGCCUCCCUACUCUUCAUGGCGUGCUUGAUCGGCGCAAUGAAGACGGCCCUCGUCGCUGUCAAUGACGUUCUUUCAACUCACUACAACGUCUCCUAUACUUGGAUCGCCGCUUUGACGGCUACACCCUUGAUGGUUUCCGCUGUUACUGGCUCCAUCAGCUCAGUCGCGGCGAAGCUGGUAGGAAAGCGCCCAGUGUAUCUGGCCUCAGCGGCCUUCAUCUUCGCCGGCUGCCUCUGGAAUAUGACGGCAGAUUCGAGCUACGGCUCGUGCAUGGGCGCUCGGGUUAUGCAAGGACUCGGCUGGGGUGCUUUUGACACCUUGCUGAUGGAGACCAUCCAAGAUACCUUCUAUGAACAUGAGAGGAACACCCGUGCCUCGUUAUACACCAUCCUUACCAUCACAUCAACCUGGGCAUUCCCCCUCAUGGGAGGCGCUGUCUCUUAUAAAGUCGGACCCUUCGCCCCAUACCGCAUCAUCAGCGCUCUCUUCGCAAUUGCCAUUCCCAUGCUGGCUCUCACCGCGCCAGAGACCGCCUUUGACCGUUCCAGAGCCGCUAUUGCAACAACGCCGGUGCUCAACUACACGUUCCCCUGGGAGCCUCAGCCGACUCACGUCGGUCUCAACAAGGACUCGGCAAUCGACUACGUCAGGGAGAUGAGGCCCUGGUCAUUUGCUGGCGAAAAGAGCGUCUUGACUUCGCUUCAAGCGCCCAGGGCUCUUGCUGCUCCCACGACGACACUCGUCUUCCUCGUCACGGCGCUGCCGCACUGUUUCCUUUGGGGCCUCAUCGCUUCGCUGUCUCUUCUACUAUCUCCCGCACCGUUCAAUCUCCGCCCCAGCAUACUCGGGACCCUCACGGCAGGUCCCUGGAUACUUGCAGCUCUCCUCGUUGCGGCCAUUUGCUUCUACCGCUCCGCCCACCACAAAUUCACCCGCUGCGUCAGCAGCCUCACCAUUGCCGGCGGUGCGGCGCUUGCACUCAUUGGGCUCUUGUCCUUUGGCCUCAACGUCGGCAGCUUCAUAUCAGGCGCCUCCCAGCCCCCGUCCCUCCUCGCCCCCGAAGCAGCCCACGACCUCAGCCUCCCCCUCCUCUCGCUCCAGCUUGGCCUCCUCGCCGCCGGCUCCUCCACCCUCGAGGCCACCGCCCGCCCGCUCCUCGCCCGCUCCGCCUCCUUUACCGCUUCCAGCAUGGCUGCCGCCCAGCGCAGCAUCGGCGACAUGCACGCGUGGGUCGUCAUUCUCCGGAAUCUCCUCUCGGGCGCCUUUGUCCUUGCCGUCCCGCACGCAAUGGCCCGGCCGGGCGGGCUGAGGGCGCUCAUCAUCGGCUUGGGCACUGCGCAGGUAGUCGUCACGGUGCUUGUGCUGCUGCUGUGGCGGUUUUGGGAGGAGAGCGUUUGGAGGGUGGAUGGCAAGGUCAUGGGGCUUGUGAAUUUGAGGAUGCCGCAUCCUGAAGAGAGUUUCUUCGAUACCGAUUGA